CGCCGCGGCCCCGGAAGCGCCUCGUCCAGGGCGGCGGUGGCGGCGGUCGCCGUGAUGCCUGCGGGGCUGGGCGGCUGACCGCGGGGUUGGUGCGGGCCCGGUGCCCAGAGUCUCGGCGGCCGCUGCUCGAGUGUGGCCUGGGCCAUGGCCACCUCCGCCACCUCCUCGGAACAUUUCGAAAAACUGCACGAGAUCUUCCGCGGCCUCCAUGAAGACCUGCGAGGGGUGCCGGAGCGGCUCCUGGGGACGGCAGGGACAGAAGAGAAGAAGAAGUUGAUCAGAGAUUUUGAUGAAAAGCAACAGGAAGCAAAUGAAACGCUGGCAGAGAUGGAAGAGGAACUACGUUAUGCGCCCCUAUCUUUCCGUAACCCUAUGAUGUCUAAGCUUCGAACCUACCGGAAGGACCUUGCCAAACUCCACCGGGAAGUGAGAAGCACACCUUUGACAGCUACACCUGGGGGCCGAGGAGACAUGAAAUAUGGCACAUAUGCUGUAGAGAAUGAGCACAUGAAUCGGCUGCAGUCUCAAAGGGCAUUACUUCUGCAAGGCACUGAUAGCCUGAACCGGGCCACCCAGAGUAUUGAGCGCUCUCAUCGGAUUGCCACAGAGACUGACCAGAUUGGCUCAGAAAUCAUAGAAGAGCUGGGGGAGCAACGUGACCAGUUGGAACGUACCAAGAGUAGACUGGUAAACACAAGUGAAAACUUGAGCAAAAGUCGAAAGAUUCUCCGUUCAAUGUCCAGAAAAGUGACGACCAACAAGCUGCUACUUUCCAUCAUCAUCUUACUGGAGCUAGCCAUCCUGGGAGGCCUGGUUUAUUACAAAUUCUUUCGGAAGCAUUGAACUUCAUCCAGGGAAGGCUUUGUGGACUAGAACUUCAACCCUGUGAAUGAAUGGCGUUAAGACAUGGAAUAAAGCGUAUUGCUGCUGUGAGCUGACAGUUCAAGGAUGCACUGCGUGGCCAGACUGUGGGAGGAGGGAGGGAAGACCGAAAACCACUUAAGUGUGAAGGAACAGCAACACGACCAGUAUGCUCUACCAAGGUAA
Messenger RNA from Equus caballus (horse), 1047 nucleotides. RefSeq names its product vesicle transport through interaction with t-SNAREs 1B (gene VTI1B). Gene Ontology annotation, cellular component: ER to Golgi transport vesicle membrane; Golgi apparatus; SNARE complex. NCBI's taxonomy places the organism in Eukaryota, Metazoa, Chordata, Mammalia, Perissodactyla, Equidae. Gene Ontology annotation, biological process: intracellular protein transport; macroautophagy; Golgi to vacuole transport. The record is from RefSeq and is a predicted model, not a curated record. Gene Ontology annotation, molecular function: SNARE binding; SNAP receptor activity.